Pochonia chlamydosporia 170 is the source of this 492-nucleotide messenger RNA. RefSeq lists its product as hypothetical. The record is from RefSeq and is a predicted model, not a curated record. The transcript has a single exon. Bases 1 to 492 code for a protein of 163 amino acids. Lineage: Eukaryota; Fungi; Ascomycota; Sordariomycetes; Hypocreales; Clavicipitaceae.
AUGACGGUGUGUUUCGCCAAUCACACUGUAGUCGGACUACGUUCAAGCAACCAGAACGGCUUCCCCGUUGCCACCGGCCGACCAGGACCAGCCCAGUGCGAAAUCGGCGUGUUGACAACGGCAGUACGAGGUGCGACACCGCCAUCAGCAGCCAAUCGUCCAAAGAUGGCGCCCACCCCCGGAUCCACGCAGGCACUGGCCUGUUCUCGACAUCCCGGUGGAUUGCAUUGGAUUGUUGGCUCCGUUGCCCGUCGUACCGCCAUUCCCUCGAUCUUCACCACUGCUCGCUCGUCGCUCGCUCGCUCCCUCACAAUCCAGAUGACAGUCCUCCCCCCAGCUCCGUCCCCCGAUUCCCGCCCACUCAGUGACACACACCCCCCUCUCCUUCCAGCUUCCACUUCGUUCCAUCUCAGCCCACCCUCUUCUCAUCACCGCCAUUCCCUUCUGCCUCCUUCGUACCUUCGUCACCUUCCACCUUUUAUCCUCUCCUAA